Molecule: messenger RNA, 5481 nt
Organism: Silurus meridionalis
Lineage: Eukaryota; Metazoa; Chordata; Actinopteri; Siluriformes; Siluridae
Gene: cplx2b
Product: complexin 2
Exons: 4
Coding region: 238-642 (134 amino acids)
Biological process (GO): synaptic vesicle exocytosis; regulation of neurotransmitter secretion; neurotransmitter transport
Cellular component (GO): SNARE complex; terminal bouton
Molecular function (GO): syntaxin binding
Source: RefSeq, a predicted model, not a curated record
GUAGGAGGGAGACUCGUAAGAGCGCAGGCGAGCAGACGCUGUUCUCUUCAAACAGAUAAGGCGGACUAAAACCGGAGACUGCAGCCCUUCUGUCCCUCACUGUCGGCGCAAGAGGCGUGAAAGCACCAACAUCAAGCACAGAAGAAUACAUGCUGUAGUGGCUAAAUACAACAGGGACUACAAAUAGAAUACAUGCACCCUUUUCUCUAACUUUGUCAAGACCAGAUAAAGUGCACCAUGGAUUUUGUAAUGAAGCAAGCACUGGGAGGGGCCACCAAAGACAUGGGGAAAAUGUUAGGUGGAGAAGAGGAAAAAGACCCAGAUGCCCAGAAGAAAGAAGAGGAGAGGCAGGAGGCACUGCGGCAACAAGAGGAGGAGAGGAAGGCUAAGCAUGCUCGCAUGGAGGCAGAGAGAGAAAAGGUCAGACAGAGCAUCAGAGAUAAGUACGGACUGAAGAAGAAAGAGGAGAAGGAGGCUGAGGAGAAAGCGGCAAUGGAGCAAGCCUGCGAAGGUUCACUAACUCGCCCGAAAAAGGCCAUUCCGGCAGGGUGCGGGGAUGACGACGAUGAAGACGAGGAGAGCAUUUUGGACACAGUUCUGAAAUUUUUGCCGGGACCUCUUCAGGACAUGUUUAAAAAGUAAUGGACAUGAGUCUGUAUUUGGGGGCUGCUGGGAGGUUUACUUUUGCGAGGAAGUGAUGUAGUUUGAGACUGGGUAUAGUGGGAAUCUUGCCAAACUGUGGAAGGCUUUUCACUGCCUAAAAAAAGUCUUAGUUGUUAUUUCUACUGAUAAAAACAAUCCAUUCCCCUACAAAGUUGGUCUUGUCACUGCCAUUCAGGUUCAGAUUGUUUAUAUGUUGAAGAUUUUUCUAUUAGUUAACUUAUAUGCACAACCAUGGCCUCAUACUCUGCAAAUAGUGGGCCAUUGGGAUUCAUUAUAAAGGAAACAACAGGAAUGCAUUCCAUGCAGUUGACACUAAAGAACUCUGGCACUGGGAUGAGGUGUUUAUGUGUGUGCAGAUAGUGUCCCCCAAUUUAAGCAUGAUGCCUUCCGAUUACUUUCUACAUAUUUGAGUUGAAUUUGAUUGUUUGUGAGGAAUUUAUGUUAUUUUUUAGAUAUGACUGAAAAAGUUUUCUCUCUUGAAUAAUGGAUCUCGACUUAAUUAUUGACUUGCGAGAAAACAUGAGUGUGUCUACAAUGCUGUUCUAGACAUCCUGAAUGCACAAUGUCUAGUUGUCAUUUCUUGGAUACACUUCUUCCCCUUAUUUCCAUAUUUGUCUUUUAGAGUGCAAGAGUAUGAAUAAAUAAGAGAAGUCAUUUGUUUAACAUUUGGAAGAGAAGUAAUAUGCACAUCAGUCCUGCCAGCAUGAUUUUUAGGAAAGGAAAGUAUGUAUAGGUUUGUAUUGGAUUAACAAUAAAUAAAUAAAUAAAUAAAUAAAUAAAUAAAUAAAUAAAUAAAUAAAAACACUGCCAUAUUUAAGCUAAAUAAUUAUUUCAGUGACCAAAUCUUUUCUGUGAAGAAAAAACUUGUACUUGUUAUCCAGCCUGGAAAACACUGCACUGAUGGGAGCUAGAUUCUAUGAAAAAUGAGCAAGUGAUUUUUAUUUGGAGGUAUCACUUUUGCCCAGAAAGACAAUCAAAUGCCACCACUGUAGUGCAGUAAAAAGAUACUGAUAUUAAAAGUAAUGAAAGUAUGAAAUUGGCUAGCAAGUUAAUGUGAAUCCAUUUUGAGAAAUAUUAACAAGAAACAAAAAUCCUGAUUUGAGGUGUCUAGGAAAUAAUUUGAUUUGCACCCAAAAUCUAUAGACCAUAUAAAGAGCAUCAAAAUCUUCAUUCCUGUAAUCAAAUCGAAGUCUAGAAUGAGCUGUUUUUGACUUUCUGGCUUCCAAGCUAGAUGGAAGAAUCAAUGAAACAAAGCCAAUAAAAAUUAAAUAUACAAUAAUUCUACAUUCUAGUUCCCUGACAACUAUACUGUCUAAUACUGCCAAGAUCUUAUGCUACGUAACCUUUUCAUAUUCAUAGAUAAAUAGAAUGCUAUCUAUUUAUUUAUAGCUGUGGCUAUAUAUCUGCUGGUUAUAGCCAAUCUAUCUAACAAGAUUUUUUAAACAUUUAACCACUGUGGCAUUUUUAAGAUAAAAUAUUACAGAGAUGGCAAAAAGUUUUUGGUAAAUCGGUUAAAGGGUCAAAAGUUGCAUAAUUUGAACAUUUUGAUUUGAUUUUCUUUACAUUUCAUACUGUUUAAAAAUUACAGAAUUUUAUAAGCAGACAAUAUCAAGGGGUUUACAUACACAUGUUCCAGUCUGAUACUGAAAAAUAAAAAUUACUCGGCAUGUCAAAGCUUGAGCUGAGCAAUGGGUGAUGUAGGGUAAUAUAAAACCCUUUAACUAUUCUUAGUAAGGAAGGACGGUAGUUCUAUUUAGCAGCUGUUUCUAGAUUUAGAGUGUUUAAACCCAAUUCACAAAAGUCCCUGAGCCACUCUUGUGGAAUUGGCAGAUUGGCUUAAAAAAAGAUUCGAAGUAAAUAUUGACAGUAGUUUUUAGGUCUAAUCCAGAAGGCAAGUUUUCUAUUUUGAAUAGCUAGGAAUGAUAAAGGGUGACCUUUUUUUCUAGUGCUGAGCGUUUUUUCACUAGUUAAAGCCAUAUUGUUUAGACUGCAAUAAUUACUGAAAAUAAUAUGUAGGUAAACAAUUUUCUGUCAUGCAUUCACUUCCUGUAAAAAUGUAGAAGUUUUGUGGAUGCUUUCACGCAUCCUCCGAUCGUAUAACUGUAAUCUCUGACAUCAUGUAUGUGAAACUGUGUAUAUACCUAGGUAUAUAUGCAAACAUUUCUAAAAGGAUAAACAUACUCAAAGCCAUUGUUUACGUCUAUUGUACGUACUACGAGUUCUCUAUGUGAAUGUGUAUAUGUGUCUGUGCUCGUCUGUAACGUAUGACAUGUUCUUAGUUCAUGUACUGUUGAUGCUGUGGGUGUUUCAUAACUUGAAUGUGCACAAGUCUCAUUGUUUCAGAGACAGCACAAUGUCCGACUCGCAUGCUGUCUGAUACCAAAACACUAGGUUCAGUGCUGUUUAAUGUACAAAUGUCCCUGCAACAGAAGCUGCUCGUUAGAUCAAAGAGUAAUGUUGUUCUUCUGUUCGAACGGAAAGGAAUCUGGUAUUAAGGCCUGUGCAUGAGAUUUCCAGUGAUUAUUUACAUCCAUUGAGCUCUGUACAUGUUCAGAGUAAAAUAUACUUCCACUUUUUUUUAUAUCAUACGAUCAUACAAAUUACCCUUUGAAAAACAGAUCUGUACAUGUAGAACUGUACUUUGUCUUGUUACUGGGGUCCAAUUAGAUCUUCCCAUGGAAAUGUGGAUAUGAUGUACCUUUAAUUGAUUCUUUAAUAUACAUAAAAGGAGCGUAAAUAGUUUUUAUUUUUGAGAAACAUGUUUCAAGGUAUACAACUUUUUAGGUAAAUGAUGGUACAGGAAGUGUCCCCCUGAGCGUACCAGCUCAGCAACUAUAUACAGUUUAGUACUCUUUUUUUCUACGAGUGUAUUACGGCAUACUACAUUUGACUUCAAUUUUUUUGUAUCAUUUAUAAAUUAUUCUGAAGCUUCUUUCACACAGAAGACAGCUAACCCAUUUAAUAUGUUUGUACUAUAUAUUUGCACCUGAUUUUUUUUCAUGUAGAAAACACCGCAUUCAACCUACUGGGUAAAGGGCUGGAAAUGUACAUUUGUGCUUCUACUUUCUAUUUUUCGACAUACUGAAUAGCGUUUGAUCUCCAAUCUUUGUCUUUGAAAGGUUAUCUCAUACUGAUUUUUUGUGUUUUGUUUCUUCAUCGUUUCAUAUCUGAGGUAAGCAGCUUCUCAGCAUCAUUUGUCUUCAUUUCACAUUAAAGCCUUACCAUGCUUACUAUAUACGAUCAUGUGGAAAUGCUGUUUGUGAGUGUCUGUUGGCUCUUCGUUUCUGUUUGUCUAAGGCAAACCACAUAGAAACUGUGCUAAGGGCUAUCAAUUCCAACACUUACACAUGUUCCUUUUUUAAUGUUUUUGUUGCCAGCUACUUUCUUGCAGACAAACUGAUUUUAAAGAGGAAAAUUUGCCUGUGUUUACACAAGGGUUUGUCUCAGUUUCAUGACUUUGCAUUCUGCAUUAUUUUGUUCAUUAGUACAUUUUCUUGUGUGUAAAAUUAAUGUAGAUGUAAAUUUAAAGGGAAGAAAAAACCCUUCUGAAUGUUUGAAUUGCAUUAUUUCAGGUAGAAGCUAGAAGCUCAGAAAACAAUAAAUUACCGAAUUGGUUUGAGUGAGAUUAGCACUAUUAUUCAUAAUGUGCUCAUUAUCUUACCCAGAUGUUUGUGUUGCUGCUUGUUUCUGGUAUAUCUGAGUUAAGGAGUGAAGAAAUUCAGCUUUUUGAAAAAUUUAUUCAGUUUCUGUUCCAGGGACCUAAAAAACUUCAAUCAGGGAAAUACUAUUAUUUCUCAAAAUCUGUAAUGACAUACUGUAUUUCUUAUAAAACAGUAAAAGAAUUUUCACAUAGAGUGUAUUUAAAGCUUGGAAUGUUCUUUCUGGAAAAAGCAAUUACACAAAAUGUAACUGAACAUGUGAUGUGUGAAUAGCCUUCAUGUAUUAAUGUUUACUGCUUGAUGAUUUAGUCUUGCACUUAAAAGGGUGAAACUGCCGGGGUUAGUAAUCUAAUCAAUAUUAUUCUAUAUAAUAUAGCUAAACUUUCAACUUUAUCAUGGAAAAAAUAUUUUCGUGUACCUUAAAAUGUUGUGUAUUUCUAUUUACAAAAAAAAAAAAAAAAAAAGAAUGGAUUUAUUUGUGGAACAGAAAUUCUUUCUUGCAUGUAGAACCUUUUUUUAUUAUAAUUUAUUCUGCAUUAACAAUGCCAUCUUUAAACCUGUACAUUGUGAGGAUACUGACAGCAACAUGCUGAACACAAAAACAUUGCAAAUAGUUCAGCUAAUAGCUAAAUACAAAACUGCUAAAAAAAAAACACAAAACAGGGUGAAGUAGUUUUCCUGAUAAUGAUAUUAACAAAGAAAUAUAUUUGUUAAUAAAUAUAUAAAUUUCGAUGUCCUUUUUCAAACAAGAUGAUCUGCCAAAAAGUCUAAUAACUGCAAUGAUGUCAUUUUCCUUCAUUUCUGUUAAAUCAUAUUUUGGUCUGCUUCUGUAUAUUUUGUAUUUUUUAUUGUAAUGGAGAUAAUGAUAAAGUUGAAAGGUACUGAUUUACAAAUAAAACAAAAGGAUAAAAAUAACUUUUUGCAGGGUGUGUGUGUGCAUGUGUGUGUGCGUGUGUGUGCGUGUGUCUGCGUGCGUGCGUGUGCGUGCGUGUGUGUGUGUAUUGCCAAUGUACAGUAAACAUAUGACAUAUUUAUUUGAUUGCAUGUCCCAGUACACAUCAAAACCAAAUCACUGUAAAAUUGUCAUUAACAAAAUUUAAGAGUUGAAUUUAGCCUUUUUGGAAAGAUCAUAAACAAAUAAAAUUGUUUUUUAAAAACA